Austrofundulus limnaeus is the source of this 2367-nucleotide messenger RNA. RefSeq names its product protein NLRC3-like. Lineage: Eukaryota; Metazoa; Chordata; Actinopteri; Cyprinodontiformes; Rivulidae. The transcript has 6 exons. The record is from RefSeq and is a predicted model, not a curated record. The coding region runs from base 226 to 2367 and encodes 713 amino acids.
AAAGCCAGAAUUGGACGGACACCCAGCAGUGUGUCCAACUUGAGCAAGGAUGAAUCUCCUUUCUUUCAAUCAGAGCAACCUUCUGCUGCCAAGAGACGGACAUUCAGCCAUGUGUCCACGAAGAGCAAGGAUAAACAUCUUGUCUUUCAAGCAGAGCAACCUUCUGCUGCCAAGAGCCUCGAUGCCCGGAUUGGACGAACACUCAGCAUUGUGUCCAAAAUCAGCAUGGAUGAACAUCUCAACCUUCAAUCAGAGCAACCUUCUUCUGCCAAGAGUCUACAGGCGGAGCCAAAAGGCAGGAGUGGCCAUUUUUUCCCCCAGCACCAAAUUCAGCUGAACUCCAUAUUUAUGGAGCUGGAGGACAACAUUGUCUCUUUUGUGAAGAAUGAGCUGAAAAAAGUCCAAAGGGUUCUGAGUCAAGAUUACCCAGAAUGCUCAGCGAGUCAGAGAAUGGAUAUGUUGGAAGAUGAAGAUGAAAAGCAAAGGAGCAGCAGAGGGGCCUUUCUGAAGAUCACACUGAACUUCCUGAGGAUGAUGAAUCAGGAGAAGCUGGCUGAUCAUCUGCAAAGCAAAUUUGCAACUGCAGUUUGUCAGCAAGAACUCAAAUCUACCCUCAAGAUGAAGUUCCAGUGUGUUUUUGAGGGGAUCGCUAAAGCAGGAAACCCGACCCUUCUGAAUGAUAUUUACACAGAGCUCUACAUCACAGAGGGAGGGACUGGAGAGGUCAACGAUGAACAUGAGGUCAGACAGAUUGAAACAGCUUCCAGGAAACCACACAGACCAGAAACAACCAUCAGACAGGAAGACAUCUUUAAACUCCCACCUGGAAGACAUCAACCAAUCAGAACAGUGAUGACAAAGGGAGUGGCUGGCAUUGGGAAAACAGUCUUAACACAGAAGUUCACUCUGGACUGGGCUGAAGAUAGAACCAACCAGGACAUCCAGCUCAUGUUUCCGUUUACAUUCAGAGAGCUGAAUGGGCUGAAAGGAAAAAAGUUCAGCUUGGUGGAACUUGUUCAUCACUUCUUCACUGAAACUAAAGAAAUGUGCAGCUUUGACAACUUCCAGCUGCUCUUUAUCUUUGAUGGUCUGGAUGAAAGUCGACUUCCUCUGGACUUCCACAGGAACCAGGUCCUGACUGAUGCUACAGAGUCCACCUCAGUGGAUGUUCUGCUGACAAACCUCAUCAGAGGAAAUCUGCUUCCCUCUGCUCGCAUCUGGAUAACCACACGACCUGCAGCAGCCAAUCAGAUCCCUGCUGACUGUGUUAGCAUGGUGACAGAGGUAAGAGGCUUCACUGACCCACAGAAGGAGGAGUACUUCAGGAAGAGGUUCAAAAAUAAACAGCAGGCCAACAGGAUCAUCUCCCACAUUAAGGCAUCACGAAGCCUCCACAUCAUGUGCCACAUCCCAGUCUUCUGCUGGAUCACUGCUACAGUUCUGGAGGAUGUGCUGAAAACCAAAAAGGAAGGAAGACUCCCCAACACCCUGACUGAGAUGUACAUCCACUUCCUGGUGGUUCAGACAAAACUGAAGAAGGUCAGGUAUGAUGAAAGAGCUGAAACAGAUCCAGACUGGAGUCCAGAGAGCAGGAAGAUGAUUAAGUCUCUGGGAAAACUGGCUUUUGAUCAGCUGCAGAAAGGAAACCUGAUCUUCUACGAGUCAGACUUGACAGAGUGUGACAUCGAGAUCAAAACAGCAUCAUGGUACUCAGGAGUGUUCACACAGAUCCUGAAAGAGGAGAGGGUACUACACCAGGACCAGGUGUUCUGCUUCGUCCAUCUUAGUGUCCAGGAGUUUCUGGCUGCUCUUCACGUCCAUCUGACCUUCAUUAAGUCUGGAGUCAACCUGAUGGAAGAAGCACAAAAAAACAACCAGGGUACUGUGUUUCAUAACAAGCCAAAACUAAAUUAUCUUCAUCAGAGUGCUGUGGACCAGGCCUUACAGAGUCCAAAUGGACACCUGGACUUGUUCCUCCGCUUCCUCUUGGGUCUUUCACUUCAGACCAAUCAGACUCUCCUACGAGGUUUCCUGACACAAACAGGAAGUAGCUCACAAGCCAGUCAGAAAACUGUCCAGCACAUCAAGAAGAAGAUCGGUGAGAAUCAGUCUGCAGAGAAAAGCUUAAAUCUGUUCCACUGUCUGAAUGAACUGAAUGAUGGUUCUCUAGUGGAGGAGAUCCAGCAGUCUCUGAGCUCAGGACGUCUGUCCACACAAGAACUGUCUCCUGCUCAGUGGUCAGCUCUGGCCUUCAUCUUACUGUCAUCAGAAGAUCUGAAUAUGUUUGAUCUGAAGAAAUAUUCUGCUCCAGAGGAGGUUUUUACAAGGCUGCUUCCAGUCAUUAAAGCCUCCAACAGAGCUCUGUAA